This is a messenger RNA of Colletotrichum truncatum, 984 nucleotides long. RefSeq lists its product as uncharacterized. The record is from RefSeq and is a predicted model, not a curated record. NCBI's taxonomy places the organism in Eukaryota, Fungi, Ascomycota, Sordariomycetes, Glomerellales, Glomerellaceae.
AUGGGCAUUCACGCAGACAAGGUUGAGAUGAACAACAUUGUCUUGAUGGCCAAGUUCCUUGUCGUGGCGGAGAUUCUCUAUGCUUGGAAUCUUGGCUGGACGAAGUUGAGCUUGUUGAUGAUGUACUAUCGCAUCUUCCACAUCCCGUUUUUCAAAAAGAUGAUUUGGGCCGUCGGCAUCUUCGUAUUUUCCUGGGUUAUUUGCAUCACCUUCCUCUUCAUCUUCAUUUGCGUUCCUGUCGAGAAGCUGUGGUACCCCGACAUCCCUGGUCGCUGCAUCAACCAGGUCGCUACAUGGAUCGCGAACGCCGCCUCGACUAUCUUUACCGAUCUUCUCAUUCUGCUUCUCCCGAUCCCCCAAGUUUGGAAAUUGCAACUGCAAAAGGCUGAGAAGAUUGCCUUGACAUUCGCUUUUGGUCUUGGUUUCUUCGUUGUCUUUACCUCGGCCUACCGAACCAGUGUACUCUUUACAUACAACGGCCAGGACCCGACAUAUACACUCGCGCCGACUGUCGGCUGGACAGCCAUCGAAAUGUCUGCCGGUAUCGUCUCGGCAUGCCUGCCAACACACCGUCCAGCCAUACAACGCGUUGCCCGCCUCUGCGGUAUCAAGGGCAGCAUGGGUGGCAUGUUCCGCGCCCCGACUGCACUAGGUUUCGGUUCCAAGAGCAACAAGUCCAACUUUAGCAACGGAAUGUCCUCGCAGGACCCAAACGGCACGCAGGUCGCUCGCAGCCUCUCGACGACAAAGCAUGGCGCGGGAAACGAGGCCUUUUAUCGCCUGCCUGAUGACAACGGCUCGGACGGAACACGUCGCCAGAACACCCCUCCGGCGAAUGACCCAAAACUGAGGCCUGACAUGGGCGGACGCGAAUUUGAAUACACCGUUUCGAGCUACCCUGCGAAGCCGGACGACAAGAGCGAAGACGAGAUUCCUCUUCACUCUAUUCGUGUCCAGAAAGAUUUUAAGCAGACGACAUCAUGA